Molecule: messenger RNA, 342 nt
Organism: Dioszegia hungarica
Lineage: Eukaryota; Fungi; Basidiomycota; Tremellomycetes; Tremellales; Bulleribasidiaceae
Exons: 4
Coding region: 1-342 (113 amino acids)
Source: RefSeq, a predicted model, not a curated record
AUGAACAAGCCAAAUUACCCAACUCAAGAACAAGGCGGCCAGUCGAUGUACCAGGCCUCCGAUGGUAAAUGGUACCCCUCGGCCCAGAUCCCGCAGAACUGGCAGCCGCAGCAACAGCAGGGCGGGCAGGGUGGUUAUGGGGGCGGGUACGGGCAGCCGGGCCAAGGACAGGGCCAGGGAUACUACGGUCAACAGCCAAUGGGCUACGGAAGCCAACAGCCUCAGCCUUACGUCGUUCAGCAGUCCAGACCUGGAGGUGCGGCCGGUGCCGGCGGUGCGGGAUGCCUAGCCGCGUGCUGUGCUGGUAUGCUCUGCUGCGGAAUCACCGACUGUCUAUUCUAG